GGGUUCACAGCCACCACCGUCAUCUUCAAGGCGGCUGCUGGGGCAGGGAUGGUGGGCUCCGGGGUGGCUGUCCCCGCGCUCACCGCCUGGAGCCGCGGCUCCGCAGGCCGGGUGCCAGGCGGCUGACAGCACCCCGCCGUGCCCGCUUUGCCAGCCAUUACCGUGCUGCUGUCGCUCCGGCCGGGCCUGGCUCAGCCUCUUAAUUACCCCGACGGAUCAAUGGAGGCCCUGGCGCUUCCUCGGCAGCGUGCGGCUGCGAGCCCGGGCGGCCGCCGCUCGUUGCAAACCGCGACGGGAGGCGGGGGGGGGGGGGGGCAGCGGCGCGGGCAGGGCUGGCUGCGAGGGAGCUGGGGCCCACCAAGCCCCACGAGAGGUUGGUGGCUUUGGAGCCAAGGGGCUGAGCAUCCUGCGGGAUUGAGCCCUUUGUCUGUCCCUUGGGGGUGCAGGCGGCAGAGCAAAAGGUGCCCUGGGUGCCCACGUGAAUGCAUAUAGGCAGGGCUGCGCUGAGGCAAGCCACUUCAGAGACUAAACUGCACUUAGCCUCUGCCCAGAUUCUUUUAAGUGGCCUUAAUUUGAUAAAGCUUUCCCGCAUUUAAUGAGAAGGUGACUCAGUCGCUAAGUUUGACGUUCAUUCCCACUAACAGGCAGCUCGAGACCCGUCCCCAUCGCUCCCUGCUCCCGCACGGGUGCACCUCCGCUCCUGCCGUGCCCUGGGGAGCAGCCCCUGCUGCCUGGCACAGAGGUGGGGUGCUGCUUUUGGGCCAGGUUUCGGCUCAGCAUUUACAGGGGGUAGUGCCCGAGUGCUCGUCCCGAGUCCCGUGCUCCCCCCACGGCACCCGGCAAACGCCACCGCAGCCUCUCCCCCACCGCACGCUUCGCAGUUUAUGUGUCUCUAGAUCCGCUCCUGCAGCACGAAAGGGCAGAAAUCAAUGUUAAUGUCCCUGACAAUUAGCUAACGUCUUAAUUAUCGAACUCAGCCUGAUUAGUGGUGGAAUGCAUGGCUCGGGAGACGCCGUCGGCAUGGAAGCAAGCAGGACCGUGGCAUAACUCAGCAGGAUGUGGCUGCUGUCGCCGUCGGCUCCAAGGGCAGUACAGAAAGGCUUUUGCUGCUCACCCAGCACUCGAGCAUCCCCGUCCACACCUUGCACCACCCCGCCUCGGCCUCCCUCGAGCCAUUUUGGAUGCAGACACCCACCGCAGAAGCAAUCCCCCGUUGCCAUCUCAAGGGUGGGAGGGGCACCUCUAGAAAUCGCAACAGGCUGUUUUUAAGAUGCAGCUCGCGACGAGUGACAGUCUGGGCCAUGCAGCGGCCAUCACCGGAGGGACACCGGGGCGUUCUGCUGCAGGCGACGGGGACAAGGAGGGCUGCAACAAGAUCAGGAAGGAGGUUGUGGUCCUAGGAAAGUUUGCCAAGAAAUUUGCAUUGGCGCUCUUCUUCCUUUUGCCUUAAGGUUUUUAUAGAAAGAGAACUGGGGGGAAAAAAAAAAACCAAGCUGGAAGUUUUCCAACUUUUGUGAUACUAAAUUCUAAAUCAAAAAAAGAAAAAAAGGAAAAAGAGUAGUCAGAUGCUUCUCAUCAAAUCUUCAUCCUUUUGGAUCAAGGAAAAGUGAUUAGAAAGUUAUUUUCAGCUCUAGUAGUAGAGUCAAGGGGGUUCCUUGUUUCCAAAGAGCUUUGCUCUCCUCGGCAUCCAGGAGGAUGCUGGUGUGAGCAGAGAGGUGCACCCCGAUAAGCAUUGCCCCCAACCCUGCAAAAUCAGAACUUCCCCCCCCCCCCCCCCCCCCCCCCGCCAUCGAUAUGAACUGAGGACUGUACAGAACUAUAGCAACUUCUGCACGUACUUAUUUUUCUACCACCCCUGCUCGAGAGGAGCAAAUAAAUCAGCCGAGCUGCCGGCGGCGCUGGGAAGCUGCUCCUCGGGGACAAGCUUGCCGCCGAACUCCGCGCCGGCUCUCCUGCCCGCCGUGGCUUGCCCGUUCCUGCCGGGCUUGGGGCUUCAAGUCGCUGUUGGCAAGGACGCUGGCGUGCGUCAGCGCCGUCCCCAAGCACGGGCCCGCCUCGGAGGUGCCGCUGCUCAGGGCGUCAAGAAGAGGCAGGUGUAAAUAAGAGCUCGUUUAGCAAGGUUGGCAACUGCUGCUUUAAGGGACUCCGCACAGCGGGAGGGGACCUUUUGGAUUUGCACCAGCUAAGCCCUUGGAAAUACUCGAUUCUGACUGUUUUCACUGCUCGGUAGUAAAAUAUGAGGUGGCCUCAAAGAAAUGUCUCGCGUUCAGCCGCGAAUCUCAGAAUAAGCUUCCCCAGGGAAAGCAGCAGAGCGGGUGGAAAUGAUUUCUCGCUGGUCUGGGGGCUCCAGCCCAAGGGAAGAGGUGGCCCAGGGUAGCUUCGUCCCUAAUAUCUGUCCCCAUGGUGGUCUUUCAGAAGAAGUUUGCUGCCUUGAGCUGCGGUGCUGGGAGGGGAGGUGGGGGAGGGCGUUUGGAAGGGAAGGACAGCAUGGGGAGCCCCUCUUGGGGAAGGCACGUGGGGGUGUCCCCCGUGGUGGUGGCAGCAAGGGACCAGUCAGUGCUGGUGGGAAGCUGUUAGCACCCGGGAUGGUUUGCUGGAAGAGACAGUGCUCUGCUUGGUGCUCCCCUCCUCCAAAAAAAAAAAAAAAAAAAAAAAAAAGUCCCCUCCUUGCUUUGAAUCAAAGGAAGGAUGUUUCCACAGCCUCCUGAUUUACACCAGGAAAGGCUCGGGGAGGGCAGCGGGGUGACUGGUGCGAGACCAGCUGUACCAGUCCGUGGUGGUGUGAAGUGGCAGGGGAGGAGGCCAGUCUCCCACAGCGCCCGUGGAAAAAGCAUCCCCUUGACUGUACAGACCGGGGUGCAGGGAGGGGGGCGAGCAGCCCCUGCCCCCCCCCCCCCCCCCCGGGCCAGCCCCACCUCAGCUGGAGGUGGUCAGGAACCACCUAAAAGCCACAGACGGUGACAAGGGACAAGGAGAUCGGCCGUGCCGAGCCUGUUUGGGGUGCAACAGGCAGGCUACCUAGCACACUGGUUAUUUAAGCAAGGUGUUUUGCUGGCACAGCCAUAUUUAACGCUACAAGCAGCGUGUUUCCAUGAGCAGGGUUUAGAAAGAUGCUGUUCAAGGAUCUUUCUUCUCGGCCAGGUGCCAAAACGCUGCUUCCCUCCUUGCUGUAGGGGAGAGGGACCCCUCCCGGGCACCACAGCUUGUCCCGGCUACCCGGGUCACCCCAGCAGCAGGACCCACGGCCGCAGAGCAGCGGGGGGGGGGUGAGCUGGGAGGGUUCAAUCCUGAGCCUUGCGUGCUCCGUCGGUCUUCAGGCCACCUCAAUUUUAAUUGCAUCCCCAGAUAUUCCUGGGGAGGAGAGCAAAGCGCCUGCCUGCUUCGGGCAGCCGCUGCAUCCAGGCUGCCUGCUUUCCCCUGGCCCAGCUUUGGUUACAGGCAGGGAGGAUUUUCAGAGCAGCCGAGGUGCCUCAGCUGCUCAGCCAUCACCCACACGUGGCAGCGCAUGAGCAGCUCCGGGAGCAGCCGGCAUCGGGUCCUGCCACAAUUCGGGGUGGGAGGGGAGGGGGGGGGAAGACACCCCCCUCCAACACUCGAGGUGCGGAGUGAGGACACCAGCCUGACAUUUCCCAUCCCUCUGCCCACCCCGAUCUGUUUGUUUGGGGCAGGAUUUGGGCACAUUGUGGCCAUGGGGGACUCCACGCGCCAGGAGCUGGAGGCAACGAAUGAGGUGUUAUGUGGCUGCCUGCAAGGCUGGGAGAAACCAGGGUGAGACGCAGAAAGAUAGUGUGUGUGGGGUGGGGGAGACAGAAAAAACCCUGCCUGCUGCUCCUGUCCGCCCCUGCCCGCCCCGCUGCCCCGGCACUCCCAAUCUGGUGAUGCGAAAAUUUCAGCUUUUGUUUAAAAUUAACAGGGCCCCAGCCUCGAGGGCUGAGCGAGAAGCUGAGAAAGCGUAAUCAAAGUGCACCCUUAAGGGUUUAAAAAUAGAAAAGAGGGAAAAAAAAAAAAAAAAAAUUGAAAAAAUAAUAAUACAUGUUAAAGCACGAUGAUUCAUCAGCAAAGCCCUGUUUGGGAGAACACGGGGCUGGUGUGUGCUCAUCAGGGGUGAGCGUUUGGGCUCCGGGCUGCCACUGGCCACCUUCCCAGAAUAAAAAUCACCUCCCCUGGAAGCACGGCAGUGAUGGGGUCCCUAUUUUUAGGCAAACAGCUCCUGCUGUCCGGCAGGACACCUCACCUCCUCUCGGCUCUGCUGGACCUUGUAGCUCCCCUUCGCUGGCAAAUUCAGGCCCCGGCCCCGGGGCCGCUGCCCCCCAGCAAAGCUCCAGCUUUAAUCCCACAGGUGCUGCCAUGCUGGGCUAUGAGAGCAGAAAGGUCUUGGCUUGACAUAAACACCAGUUGCAUUCAAAACACCACUGCCAGCCUUGGGGUGGAUCCAUGCAUCCAUCCAUCAUCUCAGCCACUGGUGGGAUGCAAAGGAAAGUCUAACAUUAACCACACACAGCUCAGUCCAUAGAGAAACUAAUUUUUUCCAGUUCCCUACAUUUAUUUUUUUUUAGGCCUCCCCCUGCCCCCGCAAAAAAAAAAAAAACCAAACCAAAAACCAACAAGCUGCACAUGCUCAUGAUGGGCAUCCCCAAAGGGCAGGGCGCAGAGACAGCCCGCUGCCCCCGCCACACGGGCACCCCACAGCAGCAAGCUUGGCUCGUCGGGCUGAUGCACGGCAGAGAAAAACAAAAAGAAAAAGCCAGAAAUUUCUCAAACGGGCACUAGCCAGGCUUUCAUUUGACUUCAGCAGCAGCCAGCACCCCUUGACCCCAGAAACUCUUACCUCCUGCGGCACAACCGGAGCGUGGCUCUCCCCGGAGCACCGCUUUCCCUUCAGCAGCAUCCCAGCACCCCACUUGCCUUUAGCUUGGGGUCGCACCCGGUUUAUAUGUGGCACCUCACACGGGCUCCCCCUCUUCCCACGGUGCCGUUGCAGGGCAGGGCUGUCCCGGAGGAUCGCCGCGGGGCGAGAGAAUGAAGAAGCCGGUCGGGCGGCAGCAGGAUGGGGCGGCAGGACCUCCCGCGCGCUGACGGGCCCCCACUGAUGCUCCCGUGGCCACUGGCCCUCCUGGCCCUGAGCUCGUGCUGCCCCUGGGGGGUGGCCGGCGGGGCGGGUGGCACGGUGCCCCAGCAGCAUGCCGCCCUCGCGACCCCUUCUUCCUCCUCCUCCUCCUCUUCCUCCGGCCGGGCACCCCUCGACUGGCUCCUCACCGACCGGGGACCCUUUUACCGAGCCCAGGAGUACGUGGACUUCAUGGAACGCUACCGGCAGGGUUUUACCACCAGGUACAGGAUCUACAGAGAGUUUGCUCGUUGGAAGGUGAAUAAUUUGGCCUUGGAGAGGAAAGACUUCUUCAGCCUGCCGCUUCCCCUGGCCCCCGAGUUCAUCCGCAACAUCCGUCUGCUGGGACGCCGACCCAGCCCCCAGCAGAUCACCGACAGCCUCAUCAAAAAAUAUGGGACCCACUUCUUGCUCGCCGCCACGCUGGGAGGAGAGGAGUCCCUGACUAUUUUUGUGGACAAGCGCAAGCUGAGCCGGAGGGCAGAACCCGCCGGGGGGGCUGGGAACAGCUCGGGGGUCUCGCUGGAGACCCUGCACCAGCUGGCAGCCUCCUACUUCAUCGACCGGGAGAGCACGCUGCGCCGGCUCCACCACAUCCAGAUAGCCACGGCUGCCAUCAAGGUGACCGAAACACGGACGGGGCCACUCGGCUGCAGCAACUACGACAACCUGGACUCCGUGAGCUCCGUCCUGGUGCAGAGCCCCGAGAACAAAGUGCAGCUCCAAGGGCUGCAGAUGGUUCUCCCUUCCUACCUGCGGGAGAGGUUCGUGGCGGCCGCCCUCAGCUACAUCGCCUGCGGCUCGGCCGGGGAGCUGGUGUGCCGCCGGAGCGACUGCCGCUGCCAGUGCCAGCCCGCCUUCCCCCGCUGCAACUGCCCCGAGGCCGACGUCCAAGCGCUGGAGAACAGCCUGGCCCAGCUCCGGCGAGCCUGGGAGAGCCACCACGGCCAGUUCGAGGAGUCAGAGGAGUUUCAGGCGCUGGUGAAGAGGCUCCCCGGGGACCGUUUCCUGAACAGGACAGCCAUCUCCCACUUCUGGGCCAUGGACCUGGAUGUCCAGCAUCGCUACCAGCAGUUGGGCACCAGCCUGAAGCUGCUGUCCAGGAAAACCCACCGACUCAUCCGGCGGCUCUUCAACCUCAGCAAACGUUGCCACCAGCAACCUCGCUUCAAACUGCCGAAGGAGAGGUCCCUCCCUUACUGGUGGAGCCGGGCACAGUCGCUCCUGUACUGCGGCGAGACCUCUGUGCCAGGGACCUUCCUGGAAGAAAGCCACAGCUGCACGUGUCCCCCCGACCAGCCCUCCUGCCAGGGCUCCGUACCGUGUGCCUUGGGCGAGGGGUCAGCCUGCGCCAGCUGUGCCGAGGACAACAGCACCCGCUGCGGGACCUGCAACCACGGCUACGUGCUGGCCCAGGGCUUCUGCCGCCCCGAGGUGGCCGACUCGCUGGAGCACUACCUGGGGCUGGAGACCGACCUGCAGGACCUGGAGCUCAAGUACCUCCUGCAGAAACGGGACAGCCGCAUCGAGGUGCACUCCAUCUUCAUCAGCAACGACAUGCGCCUGGGGAGCUGGUUUGACCCCUCCUGGAGGAAACGCAUGCUCUUGACCCUGAAGAGCAACAAGUACAAGCCCGGGCUGGUUCACGUGAUGUUGGCCCUCUCCUUGCAGAUCUGCCUCACCAAGAACAGCACGCUGGAGCCUGUCAUGGCCAUCUACGUCAACCCCUUUGGGGGAAGCCACUCGGAGAGCUGGUUCAUGCCCGUCAACGAGGGCAGCUUCCCGGACUGGGAAAGGACUAACGUAGAUGCCUCUGCCCAGUGCCAAAACUGGACGCUCACCUUGGGCAACAAGUGGAAGACCUUCUUUGAAACGGUCCAUGUCUACUUGCGGAGCCGCAUCAAGUCUCUGGACGACAGCUCCAACGAGACCAUCUACUACGAACCCUUGGAGAUGGCAGAUCCCUCCAAGAACCUGGGGUAUAUGAAAAUCAACAGCUUGCAAGUCUUCGGCUACAGCCUGCCCUUUGAACCCGAUGCUAUUCGCGACCUGAUCCUUCAGCUGGACUACCCCUACACCCAGGGCUCCCAGGACUCGGCCAUGCUCCAGCUGUUGGAGAUCAGGGACCGGGUGAACAGGUUGUCACCCCCUGGCAAGACCCGCCUCGACCUCUUCACGUGCUUGCUCCGCCACAGGCUCAAGUUGGCCAACAACGAGGUGGUGAGGAUCCAGUCGUCCUUGAGGGCCUUCAACGCCAAGCUGCCCAACGCGGUGGAGCAGGAGACGGGCAAGCUGUGCAGCUAACAGCCGGGGCCGCCCAGAUCUCGGAGCGAGGGGGCUGGGAGAAAAGACUCCCCAGGGUUGGAGGUGGGGGGGGGGGGGGGGGGGGGUGGGGAGGGGGCAUAAAUAACCACCC
Tyto alba (common barn owl) is the source of this 7523-nucleotide messenger RNA. RefSeq names its product BMP/retinoic acid inducible neural specific 2 (gene BRINP2). The record is from RefSeq and is a predicted model, not a curated record. The transcript is spliced from 7 exons. NCBI's taxonomy places the organism in Eukaryota, Metazoa, Chordata, Aves, Strigiformes, Tytonidae. Gene Ontology annotation, biological process: positive regulation of neuron differentiation; negative regulation of mitotic cell cycle. Bases 5048 to 7411 code for a protein of 787 amino acids.